Molecule: messenger RNA, 599 nt
Organism: Chenopodium quinoa (quinoa)
Lineage: Eukaryota; Viridiplantae; Streptophyta; Magnoliopsida; Caryophyllales; Amaranthaceae
Product: DUF21 domain-containing protein At2g14520-like
Exons: 5
Coding region: 1-507 (168 amino acids)
Biological process (GO): magnesium ion homeostasis
Cellular component (GO): intracellular membrane-bounded organelle
Source: RefSeq, a predicted model, not a curated record
AUGGUAUCUUUCUUCAACCAUUUUUGGCUAGCACCUAUUGUGAUAAACAUUUUUCAUGGGAAUGUCUUCCAGGGUGUUUUGAAUCAAGCCUGGCAGUUGUUGUGUUGCUGGGUUUCCCCUCUUGUUCGAGUUCUUGUCUGGAUUUGUUUCCCUGUUGCAUAUCCAAUAAGCAAGCUAUUGGACCUUUUGUUAGGGAAGAGACACAAAGCAUUUUUUCGGCGAGCUGAAUGGAAAACUCUAGUCGACUUGCAUGGAAAUGAGGCAGGAAAAGGAGAACUUACCCAUGAUGAGACUACUAUCAUAGGUGGAGCACUUGGACUCAUAGAAAAAACAGCAAGAGAUGCUAUGACUCCUAUAGAAAACACUUUUGCCAUCGAUAUUAAUUCUAAUCUCGACAGGAAUUUGAUGAAUAUGAUAUUGGAUAAAGGACAUAGCAGGGUUCUAGUAUAUUAUGGAAAUCCAAUAAAUAUCAUAGGCCUUGUCCUGGUACUUCACUUUUAUCUUUGAAGUUGUAAAAUUGACAAAUCCAGUUUUCACUUCUAUGCAGAAUUGAUUGUAAUGAUCCUUAGUAAACUUGAAACAUGUUGAGAAUUUGAGAU